This is a messenger RNA of Copidosoma floridanum, 1763 nucleotides long. RefSeq names its product intraflagellar transport 57 (gene IFT57). Gene Ontology annotation, biological process: intraciliary transport; non-motile cilium assembly. Lineage: Eukaryota; Metazoa; Arthropoda; Insecta; Hymenoptera; Encyrtidae. The record is from RefSeq and is a predicted model, not a curated record. Gene Ontology annotation, cellular component: intraciliary transport particle B; cilium; Golgi apparatus.
GCGAGAGAGCCCUUAUAUACAUAUACGCCCACACGCACCUGCCUGCGAUGAUGAUAAGGAAAACUUGAACGGGUCGACCAGGCGACGGAUGCGUCGUGAUCCAGCCGUUUCAAGAGACAAUACCCAAGGUUUAUCGCUGAUGUCCCAGUUCGAGGAAGCGCGUUCAGUUUAACCUUUUGAAAACGCUGCACUCCUGACUUACGUUUGUCAUCAUGCAGGAUACUAUUAGUUGUAUUAUUAUUGAGAGUAGCCGCGAAACUUCGUCUAUGGUCACUCGGUGCCUUUGUUGAUAUUGAGAGCUGCUCCGUUUUGUAACGCUCUUUUCCAUAAGGCAUUUGUAUUGAUAAUCGCUGACACUUGAAAAUCAGCAAAAUGUUCAGAGACCUACCAAAACUUGUGAUCGAAGAUCCAUCAGCACCAUCGAUAGCAUUCGUUGCUAAUAUUCGGAUGGAAGAUCUGUAUGAAAAACUCAAGCUGCUCAACUAUGACGCUGAAUUUAUUCAAGAAUUAAAGAUGAAACAUAUCAACAGGCAUUACUUUGUUGUACCAACAAAUCCAGGAGAACAGUUUUACAUGUUCACAUCUUUGGCUGCUUGGUUAAUAAGAAAAGCUGGAAAAAAAUUUGAUCCCCCACAAGAGUCUGAUGAUCCAAAUUCAACUAUCUCAGAUAUCUUGGAAGUUUUAAAGGAAAUCGACGUGCCCGUAGAAUUCCCUCCAAACAAAUUGAAACAAGGGGUUGGAGAGCAGGCUGUUUAUGUGCUUGACAAUCUUGCUGAUUAUGCCAUGAAAUUUUUGAAGUUCAAAUGGGAAAAACCAAAAAUUUUACCAGACGAAUCCAUAGCUGAAGCAGAAGUUGAAGACGACGCAGAGAUCAUACUAGAAAAAGUCGAGGAAGAAAUAACAGCUGAAUAUGAUGAGGACGACGAAGACAUUGUUCAUGUUGAUGAUAUAACAAAAUUAUACAAAGAAUCUUCAGCUAAUACUCAAAAGAGAGAAAAAAUCUUGGAAUCAACGAUGGAUGCAGAAGAAUGGAAAUUAGAGUUAGAACGUGUUUUGCCACAGCUAAAGUUAUCCAUUGACGCUGAUACUCGAGACUGGAAGGCACACCUUGAACAAAUGAAAGCCUUGCAUGCAGGUAUGGGACAAAAUUUAUCAGGAACAAAGGGCCAGCUAGAAAAGCUACAUGCAGACAUUGGCAGAGCACUAGACAAAAUCAAUUCUAGAGAAACAGAGCUCAAUCGCCAACUAGAGCCACAACUACAAGAAUUAAGGAUUCUACAGGAAGAACUUUCAAAAGUCAAAGAACAAUACAGAGAUGUUAGUGGAGGAGUAACAGAACGCACUAGGACCUUGAACAAACUCACGGAAGAGUUGGAACAAGUCAAGAAAGAAAUGGAUGAAAGAGGCUCAAGUAUGACGGAUGGAACUCCGUUGAUCAAUAUAAAAAAGACAAUAGCCAACAUGAAAAGCGAAAUUUCGGAAAUGAGUAUACGAAUCGGAGUUCUGGAGUACAGUCUGAUGUGUUCGAGAGUGCGGGACAGUGCUCAACUGCGAGAGGACAUGAAAAGCACGAACAGCACUGUUUCAACUUGAUAAAACCCUCAAACACGCGUGUCUCAAUCAAUCAACUAUUUGUAAAAUCUGUUAUAUAUUUGUACCAUUUUGCAAGUCUGUUCUAGUCAAUUUUUUUUGUACAUACAUACAUUUGUGGCACUGAUACAUGAUACUGAAAAGAAAGUCUAGUUUAUUCACUACGUGUGAGA